CAAUGUCAACCUCCAAAUCUAUCAUCGAUGAAACCUAUAUCAAUGUUCAUCUGAAAGGAGGCAAUCUUCAUUCGGAAUUACUGCACAUAGAGGCCUCUUUCAACAAAGGUAUUUAUGCGAUUUAAUUAAGGAUAAUUUAAGGGGUAAUCAAUUCCAUUGAGAUGUCAAUGGUUCAACAUCACCAAAGAUUAGGACUUUGUGGAAAUAGAGGAUGUAUCGGGACAAUUCUAUCAACCCUGUAUUUUAGACAUUGAUACUAAGUAAAUUCUGCAAUAAUCCUUUAAGAAUUAUGGUUCAAGCAAUCCCCAUUUUGGACUUUGAAUAUAAUGGCAUGCCUUUAGUGGCUGAAACCAAUUUCUUGCAAGCGGAUUCUAAAAUCUUCGAUUUAGUAGAUUAUCACAUCAACAUUAGGUUAACCAAGCAUUCAAUGAGGGAGAGAUGUAAUUGAAUUGUAAAUUGGAAAAUAUCCAACCUCAAGAUAACCAAUCCUUUACAGAUCUUAACUUACCUUAGAUAUGCACUUUGAUUGCCAAUGAUCAAGGAUUGAUGUUUAAGACUGAUUAAAAUAAGGUUUUGUUGAAUAUCGAAAAGUACUAACUCAAGAUUAUUAAGAAAAAUAACAAUUAGAUUGAAAUCUUCAAUUAAAAUAUUAAACUAUUAGCAGCAUUAACAAAUAACAUCGUUCGAGAUGCCAUUUUUCAAUUUAGCAAAACAUUAAAAUCAAAAAAAGCUCAUCUAAGUGACACAGCCUAAUUAUAUGUAACACUCUCCGAUUAUGAAUAAAAGUUGACUUAAAAGGACAAUGAAAUCUCAUAACUAAAGGAAAUCAAACAGAAACUGACCAAAAAUCUCAAUGAACUUUAAUCAUAGUGCAAUUUAAAUAUCAAAAAAAUCGAAUCAAAUGAUAAAUAAUUAGCAUAAUAGAAUUUACAAAUGUAAAAUAAGGAUAAAGAAAUAUAGAAUUUAAAAUAAUAGAUCGAUAAGUUGGAUGGAAAAACAUAAAUUUUUAUAUAAGAAAUAAAGGUGUUGAAGAGUUAAGUAAUCUUAUUAGAAAGCACAAAUAAAAAGUUCUAACUAGAAAUAGAUGAGUUGAAGAAGAAUCAGCACUAAAAUUAAGAUGAAAUACGCGAAAUGUUUUACAAAGAAAAGCUCGACAGCUUAAAAUAACAAAAUGAUGUAUAAUUAUAUCUAUUUAGAGAAAUGCACAAAAGAAAACCAAUAAUGGCAACUCAUCAAUGAUUAGUUAAUGAAAGAAAUAAAAAAACUAGAAAGCAACAACACGCUUAUUCUAGAAGAGAAAGAACUAAUUUAAAAUGAAUUGAAUAGUCUCAAAAAGAAAUAUGAGAGUCUAUUAUAAGAAAUUGAACUUAACUAGAAGAAAGAGAAAUCGGAUAUCUCUUCUGAAGUAAUGAUUUCAUUAUAGACCCUAGAGUGAUGCUCAGUCUAAUAAAUAAUCUGAAAUCAUUAUAUGCAAUUCGAUUGUUCAAAAUAACAACAAUGGUUCUUAGGAUGAAAUAAAAAGGUUGAAAACUACUAUUAAUAACUUGGAAGCUACUAUUAAGAAGUAAGAAAGGUGAUAAAUUUUAGUUUGAAAUGUGAUUAUGAAUAGGAUAUGCUUAAGUUAACUAAUAAAAACAUUUUAAAGAGCAAUACUUCUCAAGAAAUAUAGAUGUUGUAGAAAUUAGUAAGAAUGAUCAAUAAUAUUAGGCUAAUUCUUUGGCUGAAAGUCUAUCGGAUAAAGAAUAAGCUCUAUAAACUUAGAGAAAUAUUAAUCGAGAACUACUGAAUAAACUAUCUGAAUGCGCAAAGUGAUUUGAGGGGGGAAUAUACGCAUUGAUUAAUAUUUAUUAU
This is a messenger RNA of Paramecium octaurelia, 1851 nucleotides long. NCBI's taxonomy places the organism in Eukaryota, Ciliophora, Oligohymenophorea, Peniculida, Parameciidae. The record is from the annotation of a GenBank genome assembly.